CAUCGCCUCAUGUUUCUGGAGUUCAUCACAACAAAGCUCAACUCACCUGCUUACAACACUUUCUUAUUACAAUAAAUUCUCAGAUUAGAACCAUUUGUUUACAAAGCUAGCUCCAAUGGCGUCCCAAAUCGAGAGCCACCGCUCCGGCGCAGAGGUCGUCAGCGGAGAUGACGCCAUGUGCAGGAAGAAGUCCAUGGAGCUGCUGGAAGAGCUGGGCCUCCCCAAGGGUCUCCUUCCAAUGGAGGAUCUCCAGGAGUUCGGAUACAACCGCGCCAGUGGAUUCAUGUGGCUAGUGCAGAGGAAGAAGAAGGUGGAGCACACAUUCAAGAAGAUCAAGCAGACCGUGUCGUACGCGUCCGAGGUGACGGCCUUCGCUGAAAAGGGGAAGCUGCGGAAGAUCACUGGCGUCAAGACCAAGGAGCUCAUGCUAUGGCUAAGUGUGGUAGAGGUAUAUGUUCCCGAGGCAUUGCCUGAGAACGUCACCUUUAAAACCGGCACUGGCCUCUCCGACAGCUUCAACGCUGCUGCUUUCGCACUUGGGGAGUAAUGCCUAACCAAUCUGAGGAGAAAUAAUGCCAAAGUGCAUGAUUGUAUCAUGUAUUAGUAUGUGUUUCUUUUUCUGUUAGCAAAUACUGUUCGUGAAGAAGAGGAGUCUGUUUGUGCAAUUUCCUUUUUAUCUUUUGAGUUUGUACCUUGUAUAGUAGCAAAACGAAUUUCACUUUAUAAGAAAGCUGUAACUAUCUUUUAUGUUUAUAUAAGUAGACCUGUACCAGCUUCAUUCUUGCUCUGUUUC
Messenger RNA from Sorghum bicolor (sorghum), 793 nucleotides. RefSeq lists its product as uncharacterized. The coding region runs from base 116 to 547 and encodes 143 amino acids. NCBI's taxonomy places the organism in Eukaryota, Viridiplantae, Streptophyta, Magnoliopsida, Poales, Poaceae. The record is from RefSeq and is a predicted model, not a curated record. The transcript has a single exon.